Messenger RNA from Closterium sp. Yama58-4, 1152 nucleotides. The record is from the annotation of a GenBank genome assembly. NCBI's taxonomy places the organism in Eukaryota, Viridiplantae, Streptophyta, Zygnematophyceae, Desmidiales, Closteriaceae.
AUGCGCCAGCUGGAGGCGGAGAACCUCCACGUGGAGGCGCUUGCGGCUAGGCGGCAGCCCAAAUCACUCUACGAGAUCCGCCUGGAACGGCUGCGGAAGCGCAUGCGGCAGCUGGAGCAGGAGAACCUCCACGUGGAGGCGCGCCAUUGGACGAUGCGCGGCGAGGUGACAGCUGGCAGCCGCCCGAAGAACAGCGCGCUGGCGGCCGACCUGGACUUUGAGCACGCGGCCCGGCCGGCGCCCGUGAUUACAGAGGAGGUGACUCAAACGAUUGAAGAGAUCAUCAAGAGGAGAAUUCUUAAUCAACAAUUCGAUGACGUGGAGCGUAAGGCCAAGCCCGUAGCGACACCUGUCAAGGGGAGAUUGGAGCUGGACGACAACCCCAGCGCACAGGGACUCGCAGAAAUCUACGAGGCCCAGUUCCUCAAAGCGGCUGGCCAGGCCACCGAGGGCAUGAGCGCCACUGAUCAGAUCAAACACGAGGCAGCGCGCAUGUUCAAGCAUCUGUGCACCAAACUUGACGCACUCUCACACUUCCACUUUGCUCCCAAGCCGAUCAUGGACGACAUUGACGUCACAGCCAACGUGCCUGCCAUUGCCAUGGAAGAGGUAUGUCUGGUGGAGGUAUGUCUGGUGGAGGUAUGUCUGGUGGAGGUAUGUCUGGUGGAGGUAUGUCUGGUGGAGGUAUGUCUGGGGGAGGUAUGUCUGGGGGAGGUAUGUCUGGGGGAGGUAUGUCUGGGGGAGGUACACCUGGUGGAGGUACACCUGGUGGAGGUACACCUGGUGGAGUGGUGUGUGUGGCGCUUGUGGUAUCUCCUGUGCUCACCUCGGUGCUCCCCGCUUCACUUCUCUGGUUCCGCCGCCGUUAGUCACACUUCUCCUCCCGGAGAGAAGGCCGAAAACCAGAAGAGCACACAGGCAGUCCCUGGCGCAGCAUCUGGUGGGGGUGGUGCUGCUGCAGGCAGUGGUGGGCGCAAGAUACGUGUGGUGGAGAGAGGGCAGCAGAAGCAGGGCCUAUCAGAUUUCACCAAUUCAGCAAAGGUCUUCACGCACAUCCAGGACAUGAGAGCAUCUGGCAGCAAGAAGCAGCGGGCGGCAGUGCCAUCGCAGCACGAGCCGCAGCAGAUUCGGGCGGCGGCACUCAAGCUGUGA